Messenger RNA from Ooceraea biroi (clonal raider ant), 603 nucleotides. RefSeq lists its product as uncharacterized. The record is from RefSeq and is a predicted model, not a curated record. NCBI's taxonomy places the organism in Eukaryota, Metazoa, Arthropoda, Insecta, Hymenoptera, Formicidae.
AUGUUUUCGUGCUGUAUGGGUUGUAUCCUGUUGCUACGUUGACGAACGGGAGAUAUGGUACGGAGCGCCUCGUGUUCGGUGCUCGUUGCCGAAUGGGAGGUAAGAUGUUCCUAGAGGUCAACGUCGACGAGGGAGGGAGGAACGAUAUAUAAGAGCCGGAUUCGGAUUUCGGAGUUGAUAAUCGUCUCUUCUUCCUGGUAUCUCUCUUUUCCUUGUUGAACGAAAAAUCAAGAUGAGGGCUCUCGUUUGCUGCGCAAUCUUGUUGCUGGUGUGCGCGUUCGCACAAGUGGAAGGUGGCUGCCAAUACAAAGAAGAAACUCUAACCGUGGGUAAACAUCAUCGUGACUGCUUAACGAUCACAUGCCACGAGAACGGUUCGAUGUCUUCUCUUGCAUGCCCUGUAAUGCAGUGCAGAAAUGAAAUCGGCUACCAAGAGACGGAUCUUAGCAAGCCUUUCCCGGAGUGUUGCGCAAGACCGAUUUGUCAAGAUUAAACUAGGACACGUUGGACAAUGGAAUAUUCUCUGUUAAAAAUAUUUUUAAUCCCGCAAAUAAAUAUCGCUUUUGUCUGAAUUCAACGAAAUACAGUAUUGUCGUUUCUGCA